Messenger RNA from Lates calcarifer (barramundi perch), 1374 nucleotides. RefSeq names its product tektin 1 (gene tekt1). The transcript has 8 exons. Gene Ontology annotation, cellular component: nucleus; microtubule cytoskeleton. The record is from RefSeq and is a predicted model, not a curated record. Bases 130 to 1314 code for a protein of 394 amino acids. Gene Ontology annotation, biological process: cilium assembly; cilium movement involved in cell motility. Lineage: Eukaryota; Metazoa; Chordata; Actinopteri; Centropomidae.
UGACGCGUCAUUUGUUGUCAUAGUAACCAUUUGUUUAGUUUCAUCUUGACUCCGGUGAGAGGCAGGAAACAUUCAUUUUGGUGGUUUUUUAACCUUACGGAACAAGUGACUGACCCCCACUGGAGAACAAUGUCUGCCAUGGACCGAAAUCCACAGCAAAAUGGUGGACCUAAUCUACUGAGUAUUGAGGUUUUGAGGAACCACUCAGAACUCUUCAGAGCAGAAUGUAUGAAGCUGAUCCUAGAAACUGAUAAAGCAUGCCAACGCAUGAAAGAUGAUGACAACAAGCGGUUAGAUCAGCGAGUCAGAGACAUCCAGUUCCUGAAGAAGGAGCUGGAGCUGAAGUUGGAAGAGAUUAUUGUGGAAAUCGACGUCCUCAUAGCAUUGCAGAGCAGAGUGGUGAAGGCCCUGGAGGCCUGCAAAGAGCCUCUGAGAGUCACUGUUCUCUGUCUGGAAGAGAGAAUGAAACGUCCUCCCUCUGAGAGGCUGCAUGACGAUGUGGACCGUGAGCUGCUGAAGGAGAGGGAGGUUAUUGAGGGGGUAGCAACCCUUCUGCAGCGUGUAGUAGAGCAGAUCACUGAACAGAUAAGACUGAACCGAUCUGCCAAGUACCAUUUAGAGCAGGAUCUGAAGGAAAAAUUUAAGGCUCAGUGCAUUGACAACUCCUGUGCCUUAAUGACCACCCAUUCCAUCAACAACCAACCGAAGUCCGAAAACAAUGUUUUGCAGAGCUUGACAGUGACUCCAAAGCAGUGGGAAAACAUCUCAGACAUCAACAUAGCCAAAGCAGAGCAGCAGAAGACCAACUCUCUGUACCUGCGGGCCCUCGUGGAGUCUCUCCUGGAGCAGACGGCCACUGACAUACAGAAGCAGGUCCAGGCCACCACAACAGCCUUACAGCUCAACGUCCAGGAAAUCAAGUCUGCCAAGAGCCAGAUGGAGGAUCAACUGAGCAAGAUUCUGUCUGAGUUUGCCAGCCAGCAGAGGAUCAGAGAGGAUCUCCAAGUGGCCAUCACAGAGAAUGAGCAGUUCCUGAGGUUGGCCCAGGCCCGGCUGGAUUUACGUCGCCUGAGACCUUCAAAAGAGCAAUGCCACGAUCCAGCACAGACCCAGCUCCUUGUGGAGGUCCAGCAGCUCACCACUCACAUCAACAAACUGCAUGAGGCAGUGGCCCAGUCAGAGGAGGAGCAGAGGGCUCUUGUUCGCUGCCAGCUGGAGCUGCAGGAAAACAUUGAGAUCAAGGCCAGCUCUGUCUACAUUGAUGAGGUCAUCUGCGCCCACCACAGGGAGCCCAUCAUCAUACAUAACUUCUGAGCGGUCAGCAACAAGAAAGGUCUAUUCAAAAUGCAGUUAUAUAAAAUUCAGUUAAAAAUA